Botrytis byssoidea is the source of this 2140-nucleotide messenger RNA. RefSeq lists its product as uncharacterized. The transcript has 3 exons. The record is from RefSeq and is a predicted model, not a curated record. Lineage: Eukaryota; Fungi; Ascomycota; Leotiomycetes; Helotiales; Sclerotiniaceae. Bases 701 to 1834 code for a protein of 377 amino acids.
UACCAAGAUACCUAAGUAUCUGAUUCACUUGAUCGAGGUGUGUUUACUUGUGAAAUCUCUAGCCAACACACCAAUGACACCACCAACGAGAUACCAAUAGAACUGCAUAGAUCCUGUUCUUCGUUCCGUUUCUUGUCGCAUUGUUUCUUUCAUGCAACUUACACAGCUACCUUUCCUUUGGUUGUAUCCUUGAUUCCCGGAAUAUUCCAACAUGCCUGUUUGUUUGUUCGUUGGUCAUCGCCAAGUAACUUCAAGUUCGAGAAGUUAUUGUAGGAUUAAUGUAGCCUUCAAAGUCAGAGUACUUUGACGAUAUAUGUCGUCCCCCUCAUCCCCUUCAUCUCCUUCGUCUUUUGAUUUUCACUCAAAAUCACUGGUUUUGUAGCAAGCUUACUAUCCAAUUAUAGAAACAUAUACCUCAUAAGCCCUCAAGCGCGUAAAUCCUUCGACUCCCAUCCAACGAGGGGUCUGCGGACAGGCUGACACUAUUCUUGGCAUGCCCUCAUAAAACCACAUCAUGCCUCCCUGGAAAAUUAGAGUUGUACUGUGGUGGUUCAGUCAUUUUGUUAGUAUGGUACUGGCCGUUUCUACAUAGAGAUUCUUUUUUUUUUGUUGAUAACGUUGCUCAAUACCCUUGUUUUAUUCAUUUCUCCACAAUCCUUAUACCCUUGCCUCAAUUAGCUCUUCCUUUUAUCCUUCUAGAAUGUCUUAUUCAUUUGCUUUCGAUCAUACCCCACAAGUUUUGAAUCUCUUUUCCGAGUGGUUAUGUUGGUGUAUGCUUUGGGCUGGUAUCAAAGUCUAUUCGUUCAUUUCCCGAAAGAAGAUACCUUCUGCCCGAGGAGGUGAUUUCGAGGCAGAAUCAACAAGUCUUGCAUUCUUUAUCGUUACAUCUAGUGUCUGUGCAUCGCUUGUGGAAGUGAAUUGGAUACUGCCAUUCCUUACUCCAGCACUCUACUUUGUCACUCGAAAUAACGAUGCCGAUCAUCAUGUUCUUCCUAGCAACUCCAAAUUAGAGAAAUUAGAAUAUCCAACCGAUUAUGGCUUUAAUCUAAUAUUUUAUAUUCUCUUCGCCAUUUCAACUAGUGUUCUCUUUCUCCCCUCGGCAUACAGCCCUAUCACUAUCGGUUUGGGUCUCAUAUUUCUCAUCUGCCAAACGACUAUCUAUGCACGUCUAAGCACGUCAUAUAGUGCCCGUGAUGAAGCUCCCUCUGUGCAUCAACUAUUUUUACACCUGGAAGAAACAUGCUGCUGGGUAGUUUGCUUCCUUACCGUUAUCCUCCUGGUUUCACAGCAACAAAGUCCGGAGAUUCUUAGUCUCUCGAUUUACAGUAUCUUCAAGGCACUUUUAUGGGCUGCUGUCAUAAUUCUUUGCAAUGGAGGUCAUGCUUGUACCUUAACUCUCGUGUCUACCUUUGGACUCUCUACCAUAUACAUACACGUCCUUCCUUCUCCAGCUUUAGCUGUGUUGUCGUGUCUUUGUGCGCUUCUUGUUCUAGCACAUAUUAUAUCCACCUUGCCACGGAAGUGUUCUACACGCCCGAUUCUAGGCUUCUUUGCUGUCUUCCCCAUUAUGGCACUUCUUUUACAUUUUGGAAUCCCUGAGACCAUCGAGGCCUUUUCCAAAUUAAUGAAUGGAAUCUUUUAUCAAACUCACUGCACAAAUAAUCAAGACACCUUGGGCAAUGCCACAGAAAUUGCUCAUGCAAUUAUGGAUGAGCCCUCUCGGCUUGUGGCGGAAUUUGGUCCUAGAGAAGAACUAACAUCAUGGCUAGAUGCCAUAUUUGGACUUUCGAAGUCAUGCACAGUUCCUACUGCUGUGGCUGUCGAGUUACGAUAGCACUUGUACACUGUGUUGUUCCCCAUAUAAAGAUAUAUCACAUAUUCUGCACAACUUCCCAUCAUCACUAUCAUCAUUAUAGAUAUAGAUUAUAAACAUCAUUACGGGUCAUAUGUAAAUAGAUUUUCGUGGAGAAGGAUGAAAUUCCAAGAAAUAUCUAAAUAUACCUUUCAUCAAAAGCGUUCAUCAGUUUGUAUAUCUUGUGUCAUCGACACAUUUUCCGGGCCAUGACCCUGAAUAUUCUCCCUGUUCCCAUGCGUUCUCUCAACUAUCACAAUAUGUUCGCCCCCGAAAGCCCUAAUGCAG